AGAACCGACAAAGGAAAUGAUACGGCUAGCAAAAACAAGAAUGGUUGAGGAAUUUGUACAUAAUUGGGAUAUUGAACUCAACCAAAGAAAGUUGUUAGAGACACUUCACACCGUCUAUCUUGGGGAAGAUAUGAAGAAUAUUGAUCUGAAUGGAAUAUAUUUUAGAGCUCCCAAUGGACCUCAAGCAAAACUAGCUCAAAAGUUUGGGAAGAUUAAGUUUUAUAGACUUAAGAGGUUUGACUAUAUUGAUCAUGAUUCUAAGAAGCAUGCUAAGUAUAUUUGAAGCAUUUUAAAGCAUUCUCUUGGUUCUUGAGAGCUUAAUCUUUUUCAUUUUAAUCUUGGCUUUGAAGAGAGAAGUAAAUUUCACCCUUACAAGAAUGCAGUUGCAAGAGUUGUUAGCCAAACCACUCAAAGAUUCUGGUUAAUAUCCUUGAAAUUAAGCAGCAAACAAUUCAGAGACACUUUAGUAUUUUCAAGAUUGAUUCAGAUAAAACUCUGCUUUAGAAUUUGAGAAAUCUCUCUCACCAAAGAUCCUAUAAACUUCAAAAACUCCCUUCAAGGUUCAAAAUUCAAAGAACUCGAAUUAUACGGCACUAAAGCUUAUACCCAAGACCCUACCUCCCCAUCUCCUCACCACAACAAAAAAGCCCUGUACGCCCUCAUCCGAUGAAUCCAAAAAUCCCGUUGCUCUCCUCACCUCCCUACUACUUCUCUAUCCAUUUCCAAUGCUGACAUCUAACCUCACCUCCAUCCAUACCCCACCAAAACCAU
Moneuplotes crassus is the source of this 771-nucleotide messenger RNA. Lineage: Eukaryota; Ciliophora; Spirotrichea; Euplotida; Euplotidae. The record is from the annotation of a GenBank genome assembly.